This is a messenger RNA of Podospora anserina S mat+, 1233 nucleotides long. RefSeq lists its product as uncharacterized. Gene Ontology annotation, biological process: carbohydrate metabolic process. The coding region runs from base 1 to 1233 and encodes 410 amino acids. Gene Ontology annotation, molecular function: hydrolase activity; cellulose binding. Lineage: Eukaryota; Fungi; Ascomycota; Sordariomycetes; Sordariales; Podosporaceae. The transcript has 3 exons. The record is from RefSeq and is a predicted model, not a curated record. Gene Ontology annotation, cellular component: extracellular region.
AUGAAGACUGUCGCGGUUCUUUCUCUGCUGGCCUCGUUGGCCUCGGCGGCUUCGCUGACGCUGGUCACGGAGAACUUUGGUCCUAACCCCCGCAACAACCCCUUCUACAUCUACGUCCCCGACGUCCUCCCCCCCAACCCAGCCAUCCUCGUCAACCCCCACUGGUGCCACGGCACCGCUCCCGCCGCCUUCUCCGGCUCCCAGUACGCCACCCUCGCCUCCCAGCAUGGCUUCAUCGUCAUCUACCCCCAGUCCUCCCCCGCCCAAGCAAACUCGGACAAGUGCUGGGAUGUCUCCUCCAAGGAAACCCUCACCCACAACGGCGGCGGCGACUCCCUCGGUGUCGUCUCCAUGGUCAAGUGGACAAUCAACAAGUACAACGCCGACCCCAAGCGCGUCUUCGUCACCGGUGUCUCCUCCGGCGGCAUGAUGACCCAGGUGUUGCUUGGAUCUUACCCCGAUGUGUUCGCUGCCGGUGCCGCCUUUGCUGGCGUUCCCUUUGGCUGCUUCGCCCCUGCUGGGAACAACACCGGCGCCUUUGGCUACUGGAGCGAUGAUUGCGCCAAGGGGAGGGUGACCAAGACUCCGGCUCAGUGGGCCGACUUGGUCAAGAGCGCCUACCCGGGGUAUGAUGGGUGGAGGCCAAAGUUGCAGUUGUUCCACGGGACGAAUGAUGAGAUUUUGGAUUAUGUCAACCACCAGGAGGGGAUUAAGCAGUGGGCUGAGGUGCUUGGGGUUGGGAUCACACCUGUUAGUGUUACUCCUAAUACUCCUAUCAGCGGGUGGACGAAGAGUGUGUAUGGUGCGGAGGGUUGGUUGGAGGGGUAUAGCGCUGCCGGGGUGCCGCAUGAUAUUCGGGUGCAGGAGGCGACGGUGAUGGCUUUCUUCGAGCUGGCUUGCAAGGGGGAGGAUUGCUUCCGGUGGGGGGAUAGCGAGUGGUGUGAUGCUGAGCCUAGUGCUACGACGAGCUCGGUUGUGGUUUCGAUGACGGGGGCGCCGGUUACGACGACGAGCACGAGCUCGACCAGUGUGAGAGUGACGACUCCUAGCGCUACUAGCACCAGCUCGAGGGUGACUACCACGUUUGUGACUUCUACUUCUACCGCUGCGCCAGUUGCCGGCCAGCCUUUGUGGGCACAGUGCGGCGGCAUGGGAUUCAACGGUCCAACAGCAUGUGCCGUAGGAACCUGCACCAUCUACAAUCCCUAUUACGCUCAGGUAAAUCCCCAAUAG